GGAAAAACAGAAUUGCGUUCUUAUAUUUACUCCGCCAAACAGCCAGAAAUUCUCUCUUUGACUCCGCUUACUCCGACGGGACCACAUUCCGAUUUCGUCGCCUUCCGUCGUCAAUCUACCAAUUUGACGGCCGGGAACCGCCACUAAUCAGCGUCAGUGUCAUACCUUUCUUCACCGGUUGAAAACAGAUAAGCGUUAAGCAUCAUACUUUCCCCCAUUUAUAGUUCAAGGUCAAACGGCUGUUGAAAUCUUCCAAGAUAUCUCAAAGGUGUUCAACUCAAACGGAUUAUUGGCGCGGUUUGUAGAUCUGGUGGGCGGAGUUGGCGAUUUAUAGGGUUUGAAAGGACGAUUUUCGUUUCUCUGACAGCGACGUGAAGGGAAUUUCGUAUGCUUUGAGGGUUUGAACUUAGAUGUGAAGUGAAAGGUUGAUGGUAGUGUACGAAAGACCAAGCCUGCUCGCCAUUGAUGAUGACCGGAGAUUACAGUGACGUCUGGUGGUGGGCCGGUGAAUCUGUCACAUGGAAUGGCAGAUCUUGUUAGCUACGGUAACGCAGACCGUGACACCGAGCAGACCUUAAUUGCUCUGAAGAAGGGCGCUCAGUUACUUAAAUAUGGUCGUAAAGGGAAGCCCAAAUUUUGUCCUUUUAGACUUUCUCAUGAUGAAUCAUCUUUAAUUUGGAUUUCCACAAGUGGUGAAAGGAAUCUAAAAUUAUCUUUAGUCUCAAGAAUUGUCCCUGGACAACGAACUGCUGUUUUCAGACGCUACCUACGCCCCGAAAAAGACUAUCUUUCAUUUUCUCUCAUAUACAACAACGGAAAACGAUCUCUUGAUUUGAUUUGUAAGGAUAAAGUAGAAGCUGAAGUGUGGAUAGCUGGCCUCAAAGCAUUGAUUUCUGGACAAGGAGGUCGUUCCAAAAUUGAUGGAUGGAGUGAAGGAGGUCUCAACAUUGAAGAAAAUAAAGAUUCAACAUCAAACAGUGCAAGUGACAAUUCCAUCAGUGCUCCACCAGAUUUAAGCUCCCCAGACGCAUCAUUCGGCUCUAAUUCCAACACUUCUCCCAUGAAUUAUCAAAAUCCUUCUACUUUCGAAAAGUCAACCACAAUGUUUGACCAAACAAACAUCCAAGUCAAAGGAUUCGGGUCGGAUGCUUUUCGGGUCAGUGUCUCAAGUGCUCCAAGCACAUCCAGUCACGGGUCAGCCCAAGAUGACUAUGAUGCUUUGGGUGACGUGUACAUUUGGGGCGAAGUAAUAUGCGAUAAUAAUAACAUCAUCAAAUUAGGCCCCGAUAAAAACCCUAAUUCUUCAACCACUCGAGCAGAUGUCCUCUUACCCCGACCCUUAGAAUCCAACCUAGUCCUAGAUGUAAACCAUAUAUCAUGUGGGGUCCGCCACGCUGCCCUUGUCACCCGCCAAGGCGAAGUUUUCACAUGGGGCGAAGAAUCGGGCGGGCGGCUCGGGCACGGGUUCCAAAAAGACGUGACACAACCGCGUUUACUCGAAUCACUAUCCGUUUCCAACAUCGAUUUUGUCGCGUGCGGCGAGUUCCACACGUGCGCGGUUACAAUGUCGGGCGAGCUUUACACGUGGGGAGACGGGACCCACAACGCCGGGCUACUCGGGCACGGGACAAACGUGAGCCAUUGGAUCCCGAAACGAAUCGGUCACCCUCUCGAAGGGCUUAAAAUCGCGUCGGUUACCUGCGGGCCGUGGCACACCGCUUUGAUUACCUCCACCGGGCAGCUGUUCACCUUCGGUGACGGGACAUUCGGUGUUCUCGGUCACGGUGACCGAGAACACGUCCCCUGCCCGAGAGAGGUCGAAUCGUUAUUAGGGUUACGAACUAUCGCGGUCGCGUGUGGCGUAUGGCACACCGCCGCGGUAGUCGAAGUAAUCGUGACACGGUCGAGCACCGGGGUUUCCUCCGGGAAACUCUUCACAUGGGGCGACGGGGAUAAAAACCGGUUAGGUCACGGUGACCGAGAACCGCGUCUUAAACCGACAUGUGUCCCAUCGUUAAUCGAUUACAAUUUCCACAAAGUCGCAUGUGGACAUAGUUUGACCGUAGGGUUGACCACCUCCCGUCACGUUUUCACAAUGGGGAGCACAGUCUACGGGCAGCUCGGGAACCCUCAAUGUGACGGAAAGCUCCCGUGUUUAGUAGAAGACAAACUAUCCGGUGAGCCCGUUGACGAAAUCGCGUGUGGGGCCUACCAUGUUGCGGUUUUAACUUCCCGAAAUGAAGUCUACACAUGGGGAAAAGGGGCGAACGGGCGGUUAGGGCACGGAGACAUCGAAGACCGAAAAACCCCGACUUUAGUCGAAUCGUUAAAAGACCGACACGUGAAGUUUAUAUCUUGCGGGUCGAAUUACACUGCUUCCAUUUGUCUACACAAAUGGGUUUCGGGGACCGAGCAGUCGCAGUGUUCAUCGUGUAGACAAGCGUUCGGGUUCACUAGAAAGCGACAUAAUUGCUAUAACUGCGGGCUCGUUCAUUGCCAUUCGUGUAGCUCGAGAAAAGCGUUACGCGCCGCUUUAGCACCGAACCCGAGCAAACCGCAUCGCGUGUGCGAUUCGUGUUUUGUUAAAUUGAGUAAAAUGGCGGAAGCGGGCGUAGGGAGUAGACGAAAUGUGAUGCCACGGUUGUCGGGGGAUAACAAGGAUAGAUUGGAUAAAUCGGAUAUGAGAUUAGCAAAGUCGGGGUUGCCUUCGAAUCAUGAUUUGAUUAAGUUGUUGGAUACUAAAGCGGCCCGCCAAGGGAGAAAGGCGGAGGCGUUUCCGGUAGGGCGGUCUUCUCAGGCGGGUGGUGGUGGCGGUGGGGAUUUCCGGUAUGCGGUUCCGAGGCCGAUUGUGACUCAGUCGGGUGUUAAUUCGAGGGCGGUUUCACCGUUCUCGAGGAAAUCGAGUCCUCCGAGAUCGGCGACACCGGUUCCUACUACAUCGGGGCUUUCUUUCUCGAAAAAUGUGGCGGAUAGUUUGAAGAGGACUAAUGAUUUGUUGAAUCAAGAAGUUCUUAAAUUACGUGGGCAGGUUGAUAGCCUCAGACAUCAAUGUGAAAUUCAAGAAGCAGAACUUCAAAAAUCAAGAAAACAAUCUCAGGAAGCAAUGGUAUUGGCUGCGGAGGAAUCUGCUAAAUGUAAUGCUGCUAAAGACGUGAUAAAGUCUCUUACAUCACAGCUUAAAGAUAUGGCAGAGAGAUUGCCACCUGGAUCCUAUGACCUUGACAACAUUAAGUUACCAAAUGGUCUGGACUCGAAUUCCAUGCUUCACAAUUCUGAUACAAGUGGAGAAAAUCAAUUAAUAACUCCAAUGGACAUGUCAUCUUCUAUAAAUGAAACAUCGGGACCCACUGAAACAUUCGCUGGAUUCACUGAAUCUAUACGGACAUCUAACGGGAAUGAUGGCGAUUCGGAUGCCAGAUCUCUUAAUGGCACCACAGGGGCAGUUGUGGAAAUGGGGAACAAAUAUUUGCCGGAUCAUGCGCCUCCUUCUAAAGAAGCAGAAAAUAACGGCUUCAAAUCUAGAAAUCCAGCUUCCAAUAGUAACAAUAACAACCACAACAACAACAACAACAACAAUAAUAAUAAUAAUACCUAUAAUGCCACUGAUCAAGUUGAGGCCGAAUGGAUCGAGCAAUAUGAGCCUGGUGUGUACAUUACACUUGUAGCUCUACGUGAUGGGACCCGUGAUCUCAAAAGAGUCCGCUUCAGUCGUAGGAGAUUUGGGGAGCACCAAGCGGAGACAUGGUGGUCGGAAAACCGUGAAAAGGUUUAUGAGAGAUAUAAUGUGCGAGGUGGGUCGGAUAAGUCAUCAGUAUCUGCUGCCCAGACUGCCCGAAGGUCAGGGGAAUCUCUAGGUACACCAAGCCAGUACUAAAAUGCUAUUUACCAACAGAGAUGGUUCUUUUCCAUGGCUCCUUUUUUUUUUUUUUUCCCUUUUUUUUACUCAGAUAUUAAUUUUUGGUUUACCUUUUUUAUUGUG
This is a messenger RNA of Lactuca saligna, 3979 nucleotides long. The record is from the annotation of a GenBank genome assembly. Lineage: Eukaryota; Viridiplantae; Streptophyta; Magnoliopsida; Asterales; Asteraceae.